Messenger RNA from Chenopodium quinoa (quinoa), 1209 nucleotides. RefSeq names its product protein MAIN-LIKE 1-like. NCBI's taxonomy places the organism in Eukaryota, Viridiplantae, Streptophyta, Magnoliopsida, Caryophyllales, Amaranthaceae. The transcript is spliced from 2 exons. The record is from RefSeq and is a predicted model, not a curated record. The coding region runs from base 1 to 1209 and encodes 402 amino acids. Gene Ontology annotation, biological process: meristem maintenance; meristem development.
AUGGGUGAUUCGAGGCGAAUAAGGCUUACAUUCGGAGGGAGGAGUUUGGGCGGCGGUGGAGGCGGAGGCGGCUUCGACGGCGACCAGAUCGAGGGUUCUGGUGCUCGACAUGCAAUAUCACGACGUCUGAAUGCGUCUGUUAGGAGACAGUCAUCUCGUUCAGCACCGCUUCAACCCGAGCAGCAAUACGGGUCUACUAGUGGUUGGUCGGGAGACCCACAAUCUGGUAGUAGUCGACCCUUGUACUCUGCAAAUGGAGCACCCAUAUCUGACAAGGAAGACGAAUGCUCGGCUAGUCAUGCUAAUGGUCGUGAUGAAGAACCGGACCCUCGGGAUUACCAUACGGUAUAUAGGGGUCAAUUUGGGAGAUUUGUUGGUAGUGGAUCGAGUCAGCCUACUACUAGCUCUGCAGAGGCAUGGUUAGUGCAGGAACCGAUGCCGGAUGGUCCUGAAGAUGGGACUGUUAUCCCUAGUUUUGGUGGUCACGUGGCACGAUAUAUCUGGAUCGAGCAGGAGCAUAGUGUUUUGCGCUGUUUGAGUAGGACAAAGUUAUGUUCUGACUUGUUUACUUGGCGAGGUCGUCAAUCAGUGGAGGACCUCGGGGCGAUUGAUGCUAGUUGGUUGUCUCACUUGCCCGGCCUGAUGUUUAAAAGACUUGAUUGGCCGCUGAUUUCUGCUUUUGUUGAGAGAUGGCAGCCAGAUACGAACACCUUUCAUAUGCCAUUUGGGGAUAUUACGAUCUUGUUGCACGACGUAUACAACAUACUUGGGUUGCGUGUCGAAGGCAAUAUGAUCACCACUACUCCUAGCACGGACGUGUUACGGGACGCGUGCUCGAUCACCAUGGAUAUGACUCUAGAUGAUUUGUCUGAGAUUUGCGGCACAAAGACGAUUUGGCAGGGUAGUGGGGUGUUGACUGAUAAGAUUUUUGAGUCGACAUUGGCGGUUGACCGGGAGUUCUUGGGGUUAGUGCUUGGAGGUAAACUGUUUGUAGACAAGAGUGGUAACCGUACACAUCCUUCCUUCCUCCACGAGCUAUGUUAUAUGGAUGUCCCUAUUAACGAGUAUGCUUGGGGAACAGCUGCACUGGCUUACUUGUAUCGGCAACUGGGCACGACAUCACGGAAAGGUGCUGAUUCGAUUGCUGGUUGUCUCACGCUUCUGCAAGCGUGGAUUUACGAGUACUUUCUGUGCUUUCGACCACAGUAG